Messenger RNA from Suillus bovinus, 567 nucleotides. RefSeq lists its product as uncharacterized. Lineage: Eukaryota; Fungi; Basidiomycota; Agaricomycetes; Boletales; Suillaceae. The coding region runs from base 1 to 567 and encodes 188 amino acids. The record is from RefSeq and is a predicted model, not a curated record. The transcript has 2 exons.
AUGGGACGCAUUUAUCUUUCCCGAUUUCGUGAAUUUGCAGAGGCCGCUGACACAGCCGGCCUACAAGCAGUUGAUCGCUGGCGUGUGGAUCAGCAAGCAGAGUGGGAUAGAUUGUCGAACACGCUCGCAUUCCUCGCCACUAUGAAUGCGGCUAUUCUCGCGAUUUCACCACCCGCACCCCCUCUCGCUUUCUCUGUUUGGCUAGGAGCAGCUGGGCUGAGCGUUUGUGGUCUUUUCAUUGUUCAGUACUUCCCUAUCCAGGCAUUCUCUAUUUCGGACGAGGACAUGGGAGAGCUAGUGAAAGGCGGUGAUUACAUCAACUCAGCUUUGCUUGCGAUUGCAGUUGCCAGCCCUGUCAUAUUCGCCCUCUGGUCAUCUAUUCUUUUUGCUGUUGGAAUCGCCGAUUACAUUAUUGAGAAUCAUCGUGGCCAACCGCAAUACAUGCUGCUAUCGCUUGUACCAGUCGCUAUCGGAUUCACAGCGAGCGCAGCCGUCAUGGCCAUCGGCAGCGUAAUCUCACGGCGUGUUCGCGUAGGUGAUUUGUCGAUAAUGUUAUUAUUUGUUUGA